GACUAGAUAUUUUUAACCCUACCCUUCGAUCUCGCCGAAGGAGGUGGAAUGCACCGGAUCGCUUGUUCCCUUUUAGUCGCGGGAGUUAAAAUACCCAAGCUUGCCCUUUCUCUGUUCACUUAUUCUCUUUUCAACCAGCGACUUCGUUCUUUACAACACUCAGACUAUUCCUGUAUCAGCCUGCUCAACAACUUAAAUUCUUCCAUUCUAGAGCUGUUCUCCUUCGGAUCAACCUCCAAUUUAACUGUUUAUUCAACCGAUUCACUACCGUCAACAUGCGUUUCACUCUUGCACUCACUACCGUGGUUGCCGUAGCCAUGGCUGCGCCCCUCAAGAGUAUCGUCGCCCGCAAGGACGAGCUCAACGCUGCUAUCGCCGCUCUCGCCGAGGAGAGCCCCGCAGAUGCCGAUGUGGCGAAGAGCCUCCUGGACCGUGAUCUUCAACUCACGCAGGAUGAGGAUGAGGAGGAGGCAUUCAAGCGUGACAUCGCUGCUAUUGAGGCGGCGGAAGAGGCGGAAGAUGAGGAGGAUGAGGUCUCCAAGCGUGAC
Molecule: messenger RNA, 548 nt
Organism: Colletotrichum navitas
Lineage: Eukaryota; Fungi; Ascomycota; Sordariomycetes; Glomerellales; Glomerellaceae
Exons: 1
Coding region: 49-315 (88 amino acids)
Source: RefSeq, a predicted model, not a curated record